Molecule: messenger RNA, 501 nt
Organism: Mytilus trossulus (common blue mussel)
Lineage: Eukaryota; Metazoa; Mollusca; Bivalvia; Mytilida; Mytilidae
Product: mitochondrial import inner membrane translocase subunit Tim9-like
Exons: 4
Coding region: 126-404 (92 amino acids)
Source: RefSeq, a predicted model, not a curated record
CUCUGAAUAACUCAUGUGGAGGUUAACAAUCAGACAAAAAUUGUCACUCACUGAGGCACAUUGUAAAUCAUACCUUUUGUUUUACGAACAGUAACAUAUUCAUUCAAUUCAGUUAAAAAGUCAACAUGAAUCCACAGGGAGGUUUACCACAAAUGGAUACAGAAGCUACAGUCAAGCAGUUCAAAGAAUUUUUAUCACAGUAUAACAGAUUGACUGAAAUGUGUUUCAUUGACUGUGCAAAAGAUUUCACUACAAGAACUGUACUGAAGGCUGAAAAUAACUGUGCCCUAAAUUGCCUAGAAAAAUAUCUCAAGAUGACACAAAGGAUUUCACAAAGAUUUCAAGAAUAUCAGCUUCAGCAAUCUGAAGCCUCAACACCUGUAAGAAAUGUGUCAGGGACCUGAUCUUAGCAUUCACCUUAACUGGAUCACAUCAUAAUACUAAAAAUUAUUAAAUACUUUGAAGAUUUUGAUAUUCAUUAAAUCAUGUGUUGACUUUUAA